Messenger RNA from Adineta ricciae, 972 nucleotides. The record is from the annotation of a GenBank genome assembly. NCBI's taxonomy places the organism in Eukaryota, Metazoa, Rotifera, Eurotatoria, Adinetida, Adinetidae.
AUGAACACUACAACGGCAACACCAUCAUUUGCAUCAUAUAAUCUUAACAAUGAAAUAAAACGUAUUUCUACUUAUAUUCUACCAAUAACAAUAUUGACGACAAUCAUUUCAAAUAUUAUUAAUAUUAUAAUACUUUCUCGUCGAACACUCCGAUCAUCUCCAUGUCCUCAUUAUUUUCUUGCUUUAGCUAUUUCGAGUUUAAUUUAUACAACUAUUUCACCUGUCAGUCUAUUUAUCACUUAUGAAUUUAAUAUUGUUUUAUCUAAUACACCAUUUGGAUGUCCAUUUCAACCAUUUAUUAUUUAUGCAUCGUCAUUAUUUGUUGUUUUAAUGUUAGUAUGCGCUUCACUUGAUCGAGUUUUUGCAAGUUCAUCUACAGCGUCUUAUAGAAAUUUAAGUCAUAUUCGAAUAGCACAAAGAUCAAUCAUAGUUAUUACUAUCCUGGUUCUUAUUUAUUUAAGUCCAGUUCUAAUUAUUUUUCAAUGGGAUUAUAUUGUUAAUCGAUGUAUACAAUCUUCAUCACCCAUUAUUAUUGUUUUUUUAUCUACUCGAGUUAUUCUCUAUUAUAUUUUAUCACCAUUGAUUAUGAUCAUAUUUGGUCUAUUAACAAUUCAUAAUAUUCAGAGUCAAUUACGACGUGUAACGCUAAUGAAUCAAGGAGGCUUUGCACAUCGUCGAACAGAGAAUCAAUUAGUUCGAAUGUUAGUUGUUCAAGUAGCUGCAUAUGUUUUCUUUUCUAUACCAGCAGCAGUUACUUAUAUUCUAACAACAUUUGUACCGUCAUUAAAUACGACAUUUAUUAAUAAUAUUCGAACUAUCACUAUAGUGUGGCAACAAGGUACUUAUGUUUUCGCAACAUUUCUUUAUAUUCUUUCUGGAAGUGUCUAUCGAAAAGAAUUGAAGAAAUUAUUCAAAUGCAGGAACUAUCUUGGACAACCAUUACGAUUGAUUACUGCUCGUCUACGAACAUAA